Salvelinus namaycush (lake trout) is the source of this 2090-nucleotide messenger RNA. Its product is annotated as NADH-cytochrome b5 reductase 3-like. Bases 285 to 1184 code for a protein of 299 amino acids. NCBI's taxonomy places the organism in Eukaryota, Metazoa, Chordata, Actinopteri, Salmoniformes, Salmonidae. The record is from RefSeq and is a predicted model, not a curated record. The transcript is spliced from 9 exons. Gene Ontology annotation, molecular function: FAD binding; oxidoreductase activity. Gene Ontology annotation, cellular component: mitochondrion.
AUUUACGACUUCAGUGCGUUCAAGACAGCUGUGAAUUUGCGAGAGAAAAUGCGAAAGAUCGUUUUGAACGGUCAUCCAACUCGGAAUUCCAACUCGUGAAUUCGGGCCUCUUUCUAGAACUCCAACAUUCCGACCUGAAGAUCACCUACGUCAUAAUUUGAUCUCGUAUUGUUUCCGAGUUCCCAGUUGCCUUGAAAGCCCCCGAGUCAGUACUUUGACAGCGCGACGGUUUUUCUUCGGAGAACAGACUUUUCGCUGUUGCCUUGUAAGGUGUCAAAAAUACGAUGCUGUCUUACAUCAUUGGGCUCAUUCGGAGCAGUAUUGACAACAUUAUCAACCUCAUCCUGAGCUUCUUUCUCUCAAAGAAGAAACCUGCCAUCACCUUAGAGGACCCCAACAUCAAAUAUGCAUUAAAGCUGAUAGAUAAAGAGAUCAUCAGUCAUGACACAAGGAAAUUCCGUUUUGCCCUGCGGGAAAAGGAUCGUGUCCUUGGGCUACCCAUUGGGCAACACAUAUACCUGUCUGCCAAGCUGGAUGGAGUCCUGGUGGUCAGACCGUACACACCUGUGUCUAGUGAUGACGACGUAGGCUUCGUAGACCUGGUAGUCAAGAUUUACUACAAGAACGUUAAUCCAAAGUUUCCUGAAGGUGGGAAGAUGAGUCAGUACUUGGAGAGCCUCCGGAUUGGUGACACUAUUGAUUUCAGAGGGCCCAGCGGCCUGCUAGUCUACCAAGGAAACGGGGCUUUUGCCAUCAAGGCAGAAAAAAAGGCGGAGCCUGUGAUCAAAACUGCCAAGCAAGUGGGCAUGAUUGCAGGAGGGACCGGAAUCACUCCCAUGCUGCAGCUCAUCACAGCUAUAAUGAAGGAUCCCCAGGACCAGACAGUGUGUCACCUGCUCUUCGCCAACCAGACUGAGAAAGACAUCUUGCUUCGACCGGAGUUGGAGGAGAUCGCAGCUAAUCACCCAACCCGAUUCAAGCUAUGGUUCACCCUGGACAGGGCUCCUGAGGAGUGGGAGUACAGCCAAGGCUUCAUCAGUGAAGACAUGGUGAGGGACCACCUUCCACCCCCUGGAGACGACACUCUCAUCCUCCUGUGCGGACCGCCUCCCAUGAUCCAGUUUGCCUGUAACCCCAACCUGGACAAAGUGGGCCACGCCAGCAGCCGGAGGUUCACCUUUUAGAAGCCACCCCAGGCGAGGGGUUAAAGAAGGUUUCCCCAGGGAUCAAUGAUCAGCCACACCCAACAUUUAUUAAAACUCUCUUGCAUCAGCGCUUGAUCAUCUAUUGAAAUCAUUUCACAGCAGAAUUAGUGGACCAUUUUCUGUAAUUUGGUGUGCCUUAAUUUCCAAAACAUGUUCUGAUUUAACAGGUUUAUCAUUCUGAAUUGAAUCACUGGUCGUUGGAGGAAACAAUGUUAUUUGAACGUUCCUCCUGUCAAACUAAUUGUGACCGAUACCUGUAUACUGAACAAAAUAUAAACAACUGAUUUCAUCCUAUGAACUAACUCAAGUUAAAUGAAUUAGGACUGUGAAAUCCAUAGAUUGGCUCCCAAGAAAUAGGCCCUAAUCAGAAUGAGUUUUUCCCCACAAGGGCUUUGUUACAGACCAAUACUCCUGGCCUUUGUCUUCAGCACAAGGUGCACUCAUGCUUCUUGAUAUGCAUUAUCUUGGCAAAGGAGAAAUGCUCACUAACAGGGAAGUAAACAUAUUUUUUACAAUAAAUAAGCUUUUUGUGCAACUGGAACAUUUCUGCUCAUGAAACCAACACUUUGCAUAUUGUUUUUUUUGUUCAGUAUAGUUUGACUUGAGUGCCUUAGCAAUUGCCAUAGUAAUACUUUUUUUGUAUGCAGAGCUGAUGACCAUAAUACUGCUCAGUUGCUUCCACUGCAAACUAUUCCCUAAAGUGUAAUGUAUAAUGAUGUACUUAUUCCAUAUUGUUGCAGAAAGAGUGACUAAAAAGGGAGGAUGUCUUGAAGCUGUUACUGGAGUCUUUCCUCGUGCUUAAAUGUCUUUACAGCACUUGAAAUACGGUUUCAUUAUGCAACAUGUUUGUUAUAUACAUUGACAAAUAAAAUACAAAUGCAAUAA